CUAAUUUGAAGAGUGAUUUUAUUGACGAAAACUCUAAACUUUGGGUGAAAAUCUGAGAAUGACAAUGGAUUUAAAAUGUUUGUGAUUUUUAACUGUAUGCUUCAAUUAUAAAAGCAAAGACUAUGUUAUUUCCAUAAAUGUUUCAAAGAACCGCAAAGGGAAUCUAGAUUCGAAACAUUUUCCUAAAUAUAGCUUCGACUGCGCGUCGCAGUUGACAAAAAUAUGCCGAAGAUACCGUAUAAAGCUGAAAAAUGCCAAGAUGAUGAAGACUAUGAAAUUGUCUCCUUUGAAGACUUCUGUGAUAAGUCGCCAGGCUCUAAAACGGAUUUAUUAACCCUCAAUGACAACAUUAAUUACAGACUUCAUUAUGAGAGCGAUAAAAACUCUAAUAGCGCUGAAACUGGUGAGCCCUCGACUCGCAAUGUUGGUAUGCAUACAGAGACUUCGCUCAGUGGCCCAAAGAAUGCAUCUUAUAAGAGAAAAUUGUCUUUUGCUCCAUUUGGAAAAUCUGACAAGACAAAUCGUGGACCCCUUUUUGGUGGAGUCGUACCAAGGCCUCGGAAUGAUGAGGAGACUUCAAGGGAUCACAGAUACGAAAGAUUUUCGCCCAGGCGCAGUUGGCUUGUUUGUUGUUGGGAAACGGCGACGAACCUGUUCCCCGGUAUGGUUGCGACCGCUUUACUCAUCGCCUUGGGUGUUGCAGCAUGGUGGGCGGUGGGCGGCGUUUUGGGCGGGAGCUGGGGCGAUGAUCAUUACAGAAAACUGUGGGAGCGUGCUCACCCGGAAGAUGUGAAAAUACCAUUAUCACCAAUCAUUGAAAAGGUAAUACCAACCGAAAAUCGAUACCACGACCACAACAACUUGUCUACGAAGAACAAGAUCAACAUGUCCGAAGACAGCAAAAGGAAGGAUUAUAAUAAGAAGAGCGCGUACACCGAGCGGCCGAUAGAAGUGUUGCGGGAAAUGUGCGCGCAAGUCACGGACAAUAUGCGCUUUGACUGCCAUCCGCAGGACGGCGCUAGUGAGGAGGGGUGCACUCAAAGAGGCUGUUGCUGGAAGUCCACUGCUGUAGCGGGCGCGCCGUACUGCUUCUACCCGCCGCAGUACGACACGUACCACUUCGUCAACAGCACGGAGACCAAGCACGGCAUGGGCGUGUACUACGGUCGGGCGCGCGACGCCGGCUACCCGGGCCAGUUCAACACUAUCAAACUGGACUUCUACUACGUUUCUGAUGAUGUACUGGAGAUUAAGAUUUUCGACGCGGAUAACAAGAGAUUCGAAUCCCCAUACCCCGAAGUGCCAAUGGUGUCCAGCCCCAUAUCGCAGCUGAAGUACCGCGUGCAGGUCGACAGCUCGGCCGUGGGGUUCAAGGUCAUACGGAAUUCGGACAACGUUACACUAAUGGACACUCAAAAUGUGGGAGGGCUUAUUCUAUCAGAUAAGUUCUUGCAGAUGUCUUCUUUACUACCGUCGGAACAUUUGUACGGUUUGGGGGAGAAGCAAGCCGCGUUCUUGAAUGACUUGAAUUGGAAGACGUUUACAUUAUUCAACAGGGAUAUAGCUCCAACUGAAAACGUAAACCUAUACGGCUCGCAGCCGUUCUACUUGGCGCUGGAAACCAGCGGUCGCAGCCACGGCGUUCUGCUUCUUAACACCAACGCGAUGGACAUAGUACUACAACCGACUCCGGCAAUAACCUACAGAGCACUGGGCGGUAUGCUAGACUUCUAUGUGUUCCUCGGCCCAACCUCCCAAGACGUGGUCUCGCAAUACACUGCGAUGAUUGGUCGACCGUUCAUGCCUCCCUAUUGGUCCCUCGGCUUCCAUUUGUGCAAGUUCAAUUACGGCAGCCUCAAUGUGACCAGAGAUGUUAUGGAGAAGAACAGAGAAGUAAUACCUCUUGAUGUGCAAUGGAACGACCUUGACUACAUGAGCACUGGCAACGAUUUCACAUAUGACACCGACAAAUUCGCCGGCUUGCCGCAAUUCGUUGAGCAGUUACACGAUAAAGGAAUGCAUUAUGUUAUACUAAUUGAUCCUGGCGUGAGUGCGUCGGAGAAGCCUGGCGAAUAUCCACCUUUUGACCGCGGCUUAGAAAUGGAUAUAUUUAUCAAGAAUUCCUCAAAUCAGCCUUUUGUCGGAAAGGUAUGGAACCGGGAGUCUACUGUAUGGCCGGAUUUCACUCACCCCAAAGCCUUUGACUACUGGCACGAGAUGAUGGCGGACUUCCAUCACAAGGUCAAAUACGACGGUGCUUGGAUCGAUAUGAACGAACCGUCAAACUUCCUCUCCGGCUCGAUGUACGGGGAUUGCGCGCCCGAGGACCUACCGUACAAGCCCAUAGCCGUUCCCGAUGAAGGACUCAAGUACAAGACGCUAUGCAUGGACGCUAAACACUUUAUAAGCAGGCACUUCGACGUACACAACGCUUACGCGCUCAUUGAGGCUAUCACGACCUACAGGUCGCUAGCUGAGGUGCGCGGCAAGCGGCCAUUUGUAAUUUCUCGCGGAUCUUUCUCGGGUAUCGGACGCUGGUCUGGACAUUGGAGCGGUGAUGUUUUCAGUAGAUGGCACGAUCUACGCAUGUCUAUACCAGAUUUGCUAAGCUUCAGCAUAUUCGGUGUGCCAAUGAUGGGCACAGACAUCUGCGGGUUCAAUGAAAACACCACCGUUGAAUUAUGCAAACGCUGGAUGCAGUUGGGGGCCUUCUACCCGUUCUCCAGAAACCACAACACUAACGACGCUAAGCCCCAAGACCCGGUAAGUUUGGGACCGGAAGUGGUAAAGGCCAGUCGCAUCGCCUUAAUGAUGCGGUAUCGCCUUCUUCCUUACUACUACACGCUGUUCUGGAGGGCGCAUCUGUAUGGGGAGACGGUUGCAAGGCCGCUGUUCUUUGAAUUCCCGCACAACAAAACAGUGUAUCCAAUAGACGAGCAAUUUUUAAUAGGGCCAAACGUCCUUAUAUCGGCCAUCCUCACCGAAGGCGCUAACACCACUAAAGCUUUGUUCCCGGGGAGCAACCCUUGGUUCAGUUUCGCGGACGGACGGGAACUGGCCACGGACGAAGCGAUAGACAUCAGUGACACAGACAUCGUGUCUAUUAGGGGUGGUGCCAUCAUACCACUACAAGAGCCGCCAUCCAAGGGUCCCGUCAACACGGCGAUAACUAGAAGCGCUCCCAUGCAAUUAUUGGUGGUACCAGACGUCAACGGACAAGCCAAAGGAGAACUUUACUGGGACGAUGGCGACAGUAUAAAUACGUACGAAGAAAAGAAAUACAGCCAUAUCGAGUUCGCGGUUAAAGACAAUCAGCUAACCAGUUCAAUCCAGUGGUGGGGCUACGGGGUCCCCUCCAUCAACGCCAUCAGGGUGCUCGGUCAGAACCCCAUCAAAACGGUCACAGUAAAUGACGUCAUUGCAAACUUCACCUAUAUUAAUAAAGCAACCACUAUAAUUUGAUUCGUUCUGAUAUUGCAGGGUUGCCACACUUGUGGCUCGAAGGGAUGCAACCGUCAUGAUCCAGAAAUAUCUGCAGAGCCAUGGACAGGUCUGCAUAUACACAAACAAUUGGACCAGGCUAUAGAAGAUUUUUAUAAUACAAUUUUAGAACAAUUUGUGAACACAUGGUACAGCAAGAUCACUCAACAGCCAUUUUUUGUGGACGAGUUACGACACCAACUUAGAUAUGCUUCUGCCUCACUACUCAAGAGAGCUGUGAAGAUAAACUACGCGCGCUUUAUCUGCUCGCGCCUAGUACCGUGUGCUUUACGUCAUUACUCAGUGUGGUCGGCGGGCAGUCGGCCGACAGUGCACGUGGCGGCUAGCAACCGAACCGCUGAGUUGCGUUACCUGCGAUGUGUCACUGAGGCACUUUUGCCGCAUCUCUUGAAGACUGUCGAGUGCCAGAAUACUGCAUUCCGUGUUCUAAUAAGAGAGAUUUUCGCUGGCUGGGUUCUGUUAUCACUGACUGAUGUGUUGGCCGACCCGUAUAUACUGAACACACUGAUAGUGCUGGCCACUGGAGAUGAGACCAUGGCUAUUCUUCCCGCCACACCAAAUUAUAAGGUAGAAUUUCUGGAGAACUUCGUCCGACAAACGGAAUCAGCGUACGGCGCCCGAGCAAAACUACUCCGUAUUGACUUGGAGCUGCUCCUCAAUAAUCAGGACCACUUCUACGCCCUACUCCAUCACCUGAAGACCACCACAGACAUAUACCUGCUACAGUUCUAUAAGGAUAUAAAAUCAUUCCAGACGCGUAUCUUGAAUCCGGAACUUACUUCGGAGGAAAAGGCGUCCUUACACCAAGAGGCUCGUGAAUUGUUCUCGCGGUAUAUGUCUUCGGAAGUGCCGAGAGUGGAACUGCCGGAUGCUUUACUUGCGGAACUGGAACAAUUGCUUGCGGCCGGGCCUGAAGAUGUUACAAGAUUGCAGACCAGUCGAGCAUUGUACCAGGCGGCGAGACAGUCGCACUCGGCCUUGGAAAAAAUAAUGUUGCCCAAGUUCUUACACAGUGAAGAGUUCUACAAAUUGUACAUCGGACCCAGAAUACCUAUCGGAUACCAGAAGCAAAUGACCAAAAGACCGCAAGAAAAAUUAAACAUGCUAAAGCUGGGUAUUAAACUCAAGAAUGUUCUGAGACCGCAAGUGAUAGACGGACAGAUCCUUGAAUCUAUUAGUGCGGAGUUAGAAGACGAUGAGAGUCUGGAUAAUGUGGACAUACUGAAGUAUCUGGACUCGUUGGCUUCGGAUGACUCGAUGGAUCAGAACCUGAGCACUUACAAAGUUGUUUUGACGAAUGUGGAAACGAGAUUGCAGCCACCUCCACGCCGCGGUUCCGUGCGGGUGUUCACCCUGGCAGUACACAAAGUGAGGGAGGGAUUUCCGCCCACGUUUUUCAGUUUGGAGAGAAGUGAGCACGACUUCCAUUUACUGAGGAGUAAGCUUCUCGAGUUUCACGGAGACACGCUGCUGGCGGACCUUCCAUUGCCUUCCAGAAGAGACAACAGCCCCCUAGAGACGUUGAGGUAUAAAUACGAGGACUUUCUCCAGCGGCUCAUACAGAUAAACCUACUCCAGACCAGCGAGCUUCUCCAUUUAUUCCUUACGGUAGACGGUGACUUUUCUAUGUUAGUCCAAGCUUCAACAUUGAGCGCAUCAGCGUCGGACCUGGGCAAUAUCUACCAGUCGGUGGCUCACAAGCUAAGGAAAGAGAAGGGACAGCAUUUGGAAAGUUUCCUGAGGAACUUCCUCAUCUCUUCCGAUAAGGAGCGAUAUCAGGCUCUAAAACAAGGCACUGCACGCGACAUAGAAGAGGCCCAUGAAGUGGAUGUAGAAGAACUCGAGCAGAAACUCACAAGACGUCCGAACAAUGUGCGCAAUAUCCACACUAGUGUUUUCCAAAACAACUUCGACGUCGAUCCCGUGGUGACAAAACGCGACGUGCAUUAUCAGGACGCCGUUGUAGGAUUUUCGCAGUGCUUCAUGUAUUUGCUGUCAAAAGUGAUAAAAGGCCGGAGCUUCGUGACUGGCAUUGUCGGCAACUUCGUCGGCAUGUCUCGGCAUUUGGCGGACAACGUGUUCAACGUGCUUCUGAACCAGUGUCUGUACUCACUGCUCAGUGAGAGGCGGCUGGCUCAUUUGAUACGACUGGGCCACGGUAUUCUCUUCGGCAAGAAGUCGUCCCCCCGAACGGACCCCGACCAGCUGCGUCAGUUAGCGCGGUACCAGCUAUUGAGGGCGAUACCACCGGCGGCCUCGCUAGCGCUGGGCCCGGGUCUGCCCGCCGCCACACUCAAAGCCUUCGAGCUCGUACAAAACCCUCAGCUCAAUAAACAGUUGGUGUACAACUUACUGGACCUAUGCAUAAUGGAACUGUUUCCCGAACUACUUAACACAGAAUCAAAUGUGAAGAACAGUUGAAACAGUGUUAUUCUAUUAGUUUCUAAUAUUUAUUAAUACUAUUGUUUAAAUUCCAAGUAAGAGAUUGACUGCUGUUUCACCUGAUGGUAUGUGACGAUGCAGUUUCUUAUUACUCGGUAGUUCCUUGAACUCCAGACCCUUUAGAGUGUAUAGUUCGGACAGAACCAAAAUAGCAAAACGUGUUUUGCUUUAAUCACUUGGUACUAAAAUAUUUUACAUAUUGGCUUAAUAUAUUACCUUGUUGGUUCAGUGUUCAGCAUGUUCCGAUUAAGAUCAUAUGGUCCUGUGUUUGAUUCCCGGGUAUGGCCAAAAAAUUAUUGGCGUCUUUCUGCAAAGAAAUUCUCAAUGCCUGACCAGACCUCGGAAAUUGGUAUUUUCCACCCAUGUGCUUCGGAGAGCACGUAAUGCCGUCGGCCGUCGGUCCCGGUUGUCGUCCCUAAAAUGUCGUUAAAGCCCACUGACUUGUAUUUGAGCAACAUGGUGAGUCCACGUAUCCAAACACUCUAGCCUAUACUCAGCAAUGGGACAUAAGGCGGCUGUGGGCGAUGAGUAUAAUAUUAAAAUACAGCUAUACAAGGUCUGAGCAACUCAGCGGGCGAUGGAGAGAGCUAUGCUCGGAGUAUCUCUACAUGAUCCAAUCAGGAAUGCGGAGAUACGCAGGAGAACCAGAGUUACCAACGAUUCGCGAUGCUGAAGUUGCAAUGGGCGGAGUACACGCGGAGAAUCGAUGGACGUUGGGGUCCUAAGGUGCUGGAAUGGCCACCUCACACCUGUAAACGCAGUAUUAUUGGAACCCGCAAAGCAGACGGAUGACUUUGAGCUAGUCGCAGGUAGUGUAAUAUAUGGAACUGCCUACAAAAGACCUGUGUCCAGCAGUGGACUUCCAUUGGUUGACGUGAUGAUGAUACAAAGUUGACCCAAAAAAUAUUUUGUGUAAGACACUCCAUUUUCAUUCACUGCAUUUAUGUUGGUUAAUGUGAUUUAGUAACCACUUUUAUUGCGAAAAUACGUAUUUGUUAAAAAUUUAAUCUUUAACCUUCGACUACUAUAAUAUAGUCAGCGGCGUGCAUAAAGAAGGAAAAUUCCAUAAAAUGGAAAAAUCCUUCGCAUUUAUGAGUUAUACAAAAAUGCUAGGGUAGGCAGAGCUUUUGUGUAUAUAUGAAGUGCACGCCACUGAAUAUAGUGUGUUCCUCGUGAGGCAAGCUUCGUAGCAUUGAAAUCAACUUGCAAACCUCUAAAACCUCUUUAAUAAUGGUAUUAACCAUCAUGGAGGCGAGACGUCGUGCGAAAUUCAGAAGCCAAAAUCGCUCUUAUCAUAUAAACAUGGCUCGCUCGCUCGUUGCACUUUUUACGUUCUAGUUUCCCAACGAUAAGAAUAUUCUAUUCAUUUAACCGAGGCGCGAAGAUACCAUAUUUCUGUUAAUUUUGUGCGUAUUUUGUAUUUAAUUGUAAAUAAUUAUAUAAAACUAUUUUUGUAAUAGUUUAGUUAUUGGCUCGCGGCCUCGAUCUGUGAUAAAAUCGAGACCGCGGUAUUGUACGAAUAUUUGUAACAGGAAUGUGACACCAAAUAAAUUAUUUUCAUAUUU
Pararge aegeria (speckled wood butterfly) is the source of this 7508-nucleotide messenger RNA. RefSeq lists its product as uncharacterized. Gene Ontology annotation, molecular function: phosphatidylinositol binding; carbohydrate binding; alpha-1,4-glucosidase activity. The record is from RefSeq and is a predicted model, not a curated record. NCBI's taxonomy places the organism in Eukaryota, Metazoa, Arthropoda, Insecta, Lepidoptera, Nymphalidae. Gene Ontology annotation, biological process: carbohydrate metabolic process. The transcript has 37 exons.